Panonychus citri (citrus red mite) is the source of this 1509-nucleotide messenger RNA. It is a transcript of the gene Rpn7, whose product is annotated as 26S proteasome non-ATPase regulatory subunit 6-like. Gene Ontology annotation, biological process: proteasome-mediated ubiquitin-dependent protein catabolic process. The transcript has 2 exons. Lineage: Eukaryota; Metazoa; Arthropoda; Arachnida; Trombidiformes; Tetranychidae. The record is from RefSeq and is a predicted model, not a curated record. Gene Ontology annotation, cellular component: proteasome regulatory particle. The coding region runs from base 118 to 1287 and encodes 389 amino acids.
UCAACAAUUUGUCUCUGUUUUUGUUGGUUGAAUUUUCUUGGUUUUGGUUAAUUUAAUUGUUCUUUGAUUUAAUUGAUUUUUUUUGUGUUUCGAAUUGAAUUAAAUUGUGUCAUAAUCAUGCCUAUUGAAGAUUUAGCUGAGGAAAGUCUUGCCAAGAACCCGAAUCUUGAAUUGGCUCAGUAUUUGUUCACCUUGACCACUGAGUCUCGCAAUGAUGAUGCAAAAUUAAUCGGUUUGUUGAUGGAAUCAAUUAAGGAAAAUAAUAUGGCUCCUUUUUAUGAACAGGUUUAUACUACUUUGAACAAGCCGAUUGACAAGCAAUUGUUGGAGCAUAUGAGAGCCGAAAAUCAAAAGCAAUUGAAAAAACUGGAGGAGGCUAUUGAAGAUGCGAAUAAAAAUCUGGGAGAAAUGGAGGUUCGAGAAGCCAAUUUAGCUAAAGCUGAAUAUCUUAGUUUGAUUGGUGAUAGAGAAAAUGCUUUGGAAGCUUUUAAAAUUACUUAUGAUAAAACGGUUUCUCUUGGUCACCGUUUGGAUUUACUUUUCCAUAUUAUUAGAAUUGGUUUAUUCUAUCUUGAUCAUGAUUUAGUCUCUCAAAACAUUGAAAAGGCUAAAACUCUCAUUGAAGAAGGUGGAGAUUGGGAUCGACGAAAUAGAUUACGAGUUUAUCAGGGAUUAUACUGUAUGGCAAUUAGAGAUUUCAAGACAGCAGCUCAACUCUUCUUAGACACUGUUUCAACUUUCACUUGUUAUGAACUUUGUGAUUACAAGACAUUUGUCACCUACACUGUUCUAUGUAGUUUAAUCUCAUUGGAACGAGUUGAUCUCAGAGAAAAAGUUAUCAAAGGAGCCGAGAUUCUAGAAGUUCUUCACAGUGUUCCCAACAUCCAAGAAUUACUUUUCUCUCUCUACAAUUGUCGUUAUGCUGAUUUCUUUCGUAAACUUGCCUGGGUAGAAGAUUACAUGAAAAUCGAUCGAUUCUUUGCUCCUCAUUGUCGCUAUUUCAUUCGUGAGAUGAGAAUCUUGGCCUACAAUCAACUUCUCGAGUCGUACCGAAGUUUAACUCUCCAAUAUAUGGCAAAUGCUUUCGGUGUUGACAUUUCGUACGUUGACACUGAACUCGCAAGAUUCAUCGCCGCAGGUCGACUUCACUGUAAGAUCGAUAAAGUAAACGGAAUCGUUGAGACCAAUCGACCGGACACAAAGAACUACCAAUAUCAAUCUUGUAUCAAACAAGGAGACAUUUUACUGAAUCGAAUUCAAAAACUCAGUCGGGUAAUCAACAUUUAAGAAUCAAUUUCUAUUUGUAAUGUCAUUUUUUUUACCAUUAACAAACAGUCAGGAUUAGAAUAACAUUGAAACAAUUAUAACACGAAGAUUGUAAAAUCUACUCUAAUAAUAAUUGGAAAACAAAAGAGAAAAAAAAUAAUCAACAAGUUAAAUUGUCUCGUUAGAAAUUUUUUAUUUUUCUCGAAGACUUUGAUUGGAUAAUAAAAUUGUGUGGAAAUGUAA